CCUGACCCUCUGUCUGGACAGUGCUGAUUGGCCCUGUGCUGAUCACAUGCACUCUCCCAAGGAAAAAAAACCUCUCUAGCAAUACAUACCAAACUGAGCAUGUGCAGCUUGCCAUGAGCCUUUAUUCUACCAGGAGAUAUUUAGGAGACACUGGAAGAAAGGGAUGAUAAGAGAAGACAAGAUGAAACAUCCUUUUUACACAAUGUGGAGGAUUAAGCCCUUAGGUUCCACAGUGAGUAUAACAAGCAUGCUUUAUUUCAUAUACAGACUAAUUUUACUGUUGUGGGUUUAGUAACAUUU
Molecule: messenger RNA, 300 nt
Organism: Staurois parvus
Lineage: Eukaryota; Metazoa; Chordata; Amphibia; Anura; Ranidae
Source: the annotation of a GenBank genome assembly